Musca domestica (house fly) is the source of this 1324-nucleotide messenger RNA. It is a transcript of the gene Sodh1, whose product is annotated as sorbitol dehydrogenase. The record is from RefSeq and is a predicted model, not a curated record. Gene Ontology annotation, biological process: D-sorbitol catabolic process. The transcript is spliced from 5 exons. Lineage: Eukaryota; Metazoa; Arthropoda; Insecta; Diptera; Muscidae. Gene Ontology annotation, molecular function: zinc ion binding; L-iditol 2-dehydrogenase (NAD+) activity. Bases 110 to 1186 code for a protein of 358 amino acids.
UAUUUCAGUUGUUAAUAAAUAGAAGACGAAUACGGUUCGGUGCGCUUAAAUAGUUUAGAUUGUUUUUCGGGAAUACUACAGAAAGAAAAUAAGGAACACAACAAACAAAAUGGCAAAGGAUAAUCUAACAGCUGUUCUUUAUGGAAUUGAAGACAUGAGAUUGGAACAACGUCCAAUUCCGGAAAUCUCUGACAACGAGGUCCUUUUGGCCAUGGAUUGCGUUAGCAUUUGCGGUUCCGAUGUCCAUUAUUUGGUCAAUGGUCGCAUUGGUGAUUUCAUUGUCACCAAACCAAUGAUUAUUGGCCAUGAAGCUGCCGGUGUUGUGGCCAAGGUGGGAGCUAAGGUUAAACAUCUUAAAGUUGGUGAUCGUUGUGCCAUUGAGCCCGGAGUACCAUGUUAUAUUUGUGAUUUCUGCAAGGGAGGUAGCUAUAAUCUCUGCCCGGAAAUGAAAUUCUGUGCCACUCCACCCUACGAUGGCAAUUUGACGCGUUACUAUAAACAUGCUGCCGAUUUCUGUUUCAAACUACCCGAUCAUGUAACAAUGGAAGAGGGAGCUCUCCUUGAACCACUGUCGGUGGGUGUACAUGCCUGCCGUCGUGCCGGUGUUGGUUUGGGUUCCAAUGUUUUGAUUUUGGGUGCCGGGCCAAUUGGUCUGGUCACUUUGUUGGUGGCCCAGUCAAUGGGAGCCUCGAAAAUUAUGAUUACCGAUUUGGUGCAACAACGUUUGGAUGUUGCCAAGGAAUUGGGCGCAACUCAUACAUUAUUGAUGAAACGUGAUGAUAUACCCGAAGAAGUCGCUAAACAAGUGGAAUCGCUUAUGGGUGUCCAGCCGGAUAAGACCAUCGAAUGCUGUGGUGCAGAGACAACAACACGUUUGGGCAUUUUUGCAACCCGUUCCGGCGGCUGCUGUGUUAUUGUUGGCAUGGGUGCUCCUGAGGUUAAGGUGCCAUUAAUCAAUGCCUUGGCCCGCGAAGUUGAUAUUCGUGGUGUUUUCAGAUAUUGUAAUGAUUAUUCCGCUGCCUUGGCCCUUGUGGCAUCCGGUCGUGUGAACGUCAAACGUUUGGUAACCCAUCACUUUGAUAUAACCGAAACGGAUAAGGCCUUCGAAACGGCACGCAAAGGAUUGGGUGGAGCCAUCAAGGUCAUGAUUCAUGUUCAGCCCAAGGAUACUAACAAUAAGAAAUAAAAUUAUUUCAUUAAGCUACAUAUGUAAAUAACAAAUACAACAACCAGAAACAUUGUUAUCUACCCUUUCCAAAUGUAAAUACAUUUCAUUAUAUUUAACGUUAAUAAAUUGUUUUUGUAAUCAAUUAUCACAGCCAUA